Molecule: messenger RNA, 249 nt
Organism: Lodderomyces orthopsilosis Co 90-125
Lineage: Eukaryota; Fungi; Ascomycota; Pichiomycetes; Serinales; Debaryomycetaceae
Exons: 1
Coding region: 1-249 (82 amino acids)
Source: RefSeq, a predicted model, not a curated record
AUGAGUACCUCACAAAAGCUGAAAAAGACUGAAGAAUACACAUUCUUGUCGCCCCAGUGGUUCUACAACAUGUACUACGUCCAUUUCCCAUUCAUUAUGUUAACAAGAGCUGAGCGUCUACUCCUUCAUGGAAGUCUACUACUCUUCAUUUUCUUGAUAGUUUAUGGGGCAUACUCAUACUUGUUUUAUGGGUUGAUGAAGGGUUUAUCUCAGAUGUACUAUUAUACAUUUGGUGAUGUACAAGUUUGA